AUGAAGCUUCUACUUCUCGUUUCUUCUGUCCUUUCCGUUGCCAGCUUGACUCAAGCAGCUGAUCAUUACUCUCAUCCUUGCGAAGAGACUUACAACGCUGUCCAGGCUGACGAUUGCAAAUCAAUUGCUGCCGCUUACGGUGUCACUGAAGUAAACCUUCAACAAUGGAAUCAAUAUUUUGAUCCCAAAUUUCAAUGUAAUGACUUGAGUGCAGGCGAUCAUGUCUGUGUAAAGUUCAAUGAAAAGUUGCUCAAGAGAGCUGCUGCUGAUGCCCACAAGAAAAAAGCACCUGGCUCCCACAAAUCGAAGAAACCUGCUCAUAAGGGCAAGAAGGGACUUUCUCAUGGAAAAGCAGCUGCCCACAAAAAGAGCGUUGUUCAUAAGAUGGCAUCUUCCCACAAGAAGGAUACUACGCACAAGAAGGAUACUACGCACAAGAAGGAAGCUGCCCAUCAUAAGAAAGCUCCCGCUCAUAAGAAGAGCGUUGCUCAUAAGAAUGCUCCUGCUCACAAGAAGGCCCCUGUUCAUGGCAAGAAAUCAUCCCACCAUAAGAAGGUAUCUCCUCAUAAGAAAGCUCCCGCUCAUAAGGGUCUCGGUAAAAGAUCUCGCAAGGACGAAUCCAGUGCUAGCUCUGAUGUCUCUGUUACUAAGCAUCAUAAGAAGGAAAAGAAGCACCACAAGAAGGAGAGAAAGCACCAAGGCAGCAAGCAAGGUUCUCAGUAA
Molecule: messenger RNA, 723 nt
Organism: Mucor velutinosus
Lineage: Eukaryota; Fungi; Mucoromycota; Mucoromycetes; Mucorales; Mucoraceae
Product: Phospho-2-dehydro-3-deoxyheptonate aldolase
Exons: 3
Coding region: 1-723 (240 amino acids)
Source: RefSeq, a predicted model, not a curated record